UGCAAUAUGUUUACAUCGCACACGAGCACAAAGUUGGCAUUGGAAUACAAGUUUAUUCAGAUCGCUAUAUUUCAGUCGAUUCGAGAACGUUCGUUAAUCAGGAGAUUGUUGCUUUAUUAAAUACCACAAGCUACUGUUAGUUCGUCUUCAAGCGAUGCCUGUAACUUUUUAUGAUCAGCCUAAUCUUGCACAGGGAAAGGUUUAUGUUGAUCCGGUGUUUCGGUAUGAUUCGUCCGCUCGGCUGUUAGGACGCGAACAAUAUCAGGAUAGCCCCGAUAAAAUCCGUUUGGCGACAAAAACCGACUCGCGUGUUAGCACACCGGUCUCGGAAUACAAUCGGGCUUUCGCUCGCUGCGGCACUCCUCAAGAUGUCGUUGACAAUAACGCUAUGUCGACAAAUGCAUGCGAAGGCGACCAGGCAUUUCAUGAGAUGACAACAGGCAGUUUGCAAGAUAACAACGUCAGUUUUCGGACAGAAGAUACAUCUCGAUUAACGAGUCAACAGUGGGAGGUUGAAAAUCCAACUCACGUGCGAGAGGACAUUCGAUUAAGAGACUAUCUUGCGAAUAAAGCAUUUUACACCACUUCUACACAAAAGCUUUACCAAGGUGUCGACUGGCACAAAAGGAUAAAUCGGUCACCUGCUCCUCCUAAAACUAGCAAAGAGUUGAAUGCAGACACGGUGUCCCAUCGAUAUGAAUUAAAACGUUAUGAACCUAGGAACGAAAAGUGGCAGGUAAUUGGAAGCAGACCGUUUUCGUGGGAUUAUAAUCAAACAAGGGACGGACACCACGCACCUGGACCAGUCAGUUUCUGUUCGCCACAUAGGAAGAUUGCUCAUUUGCCAGGAUACAUGGGUUAUGUGAGUGGCGGUCCUGGGGAAAUGGAUGAUCCAAAGUCUUCGUUCUAUUCAUCGAACAAACAACGAACAUUAAAACCGAGAUACACUUACACUGCCAGAAAAGGCAAUAUUCCAGGGUACGCGGGUUGUGUACUGUUUUACGACCACACACCAGCUUGUGUCAACGAUCCUGAGCAUCUGAGGAGCACAACCGCGAACACAUACAGACCACACGAGGAAGGACAGUGUAACAGCAAAUCACCGUACAAGAAAUCGGCGCCCAUGUCACGAAUGGUUACACUAACUCGUCCGUUCAACCCUUUCAACCAAGUGUAUUAAGUGUUCGAUCAUCAUGAUUAUGUGUGUUUUUCUGAGUGUGCAUCGAGGCUCACUUGAAAAUGGGUACAACAGAACAUCAGUUUCACUGAUAAACACAUUUUGUUCCUUAAGUCACCGCUGUGCCAAGCUUUGUCGCUAUAGUAAAAAUUUUGGUACACUCCAUGUGAAAUAAUUGACCAAAUAUAU
Molecule: messenger RNA, 1366 nt
Organism: Dendronephthya gigantea
Lineage: Eukaryota; Metazoa; Cnidaria; Anthozoa; Malacalcyonacea; Nephtheidae
Product: spermatogenesis-associated protein 48-like
Exons: 9
Coding region: 155-1180 (341 amino acids)
Source: RefSeq, a predicted model, not a curated record